Messenger RNA from Drosophila obscura, 469 nucleotides. RefSeq lists its product as uncharacterized. The transcript has 2 exons. Bases 92 to 469 code for a protein of 125 amino acids. NCBI's taxonomy places the organism in Eukaryota, Metazoa, Arthropoda, Insecta, Diptera, Drosophilidae. The record is from RefSeq and is a predicted model, not a curated record.
AUGGUCACUGCUGGAGCAGCAUUUGUCGCGAUAGCACCGACCCGAAUCGCAGCUCUUCGCGGCUGACCCAAACUGCUCUGAGGUGGAUGCAAUGAAAUCGAAGAAAUCUGCCUUUGCCAACACUUCGACGGGCUACGGCAGGCACAAGCACAGCGGACACGGCAAGGGUCACGGACACGCGCAAGGACACGGCCAGGGACAGCCCGGCAAGGACAAGGCUGAGGGCGGUGGCAAAGGCAAGUUCCGAGAGGUCCUGGAUAAGCAUGAAGUGAAGGAGGAAGAGGACAAGGACUUGAAUUCCGGGUUCGGCGACUAUCUACGCACACCGGAGGCAUUUGAGAUGAUGAAACUAUUUGUUUUUGCCAACACAAUUAUGCUGAUUGUCACUUUGGCCUGGCCCCACAUCAAGGAGCAGUUCUACAUGAUUAACCAUUGGCUGGAGACCUUACGCGAAGACCAUCGCAUGUAG